Fopius arisanus is the source of this 2217-nucleotide messenger RNA. It is a transcript of the gene Unc-76, whose product is annotated as fasciculation and elongation protein Unc-76. Gene Ontology annotation, cellular component: cytoplasm; axon. NCBI's taxonomy places the organism in Eukaryota, Metazoa, Arthropoda, Insecta, Hymenoptera, Braconidae. The transcript has 9 exons. Bases 150 to 1319 code for a protein of 389 amino acids. The record is from RefSeq and is a predicted model, not a curated record.
CCACCGAAGGGGUACGUUUCUCAAUCUCACCCCAAAACUGUCAUUUUGCCCAACAAUCAUCAAAUUCAUUGAAAAAAAAGGAAUAAUUGAGUGAUUAAUUUUGAGACCGAAUACAGGAGCUUCGAACCACCCCUCAGUGUAAUUUAGAAAUGAGGGACAUGGCGGGUAAAAUAUCUGAGUUGAAGUUCGAAGCUCCCCUGGCACGCUUCGAGGAAGAGGACACAGCCAGUCUCAAAAACAUGAAUUUGCUGACAGAACAAUUGUUGGACGCAAGUAUCGACGUGGAUUUCGGUGAGAAUUGUAAUGCAAAUGAAGUGAACACUGGACACCAGAGUGGGACUGAUAUUCUCCAGGAGGGGACGUUCAGUCCCUUCAGUGGAAGUCUUGAGGAUCUCGUCAACACCUUCGACGAGAAGAUAACAUCCUGCUUCAGAGAUUAUGCGACAGACGUGGAGACCCUCGCCCCAGUCCAAGUGAGAACACAAGAGGAGAUAAUGAAUGAGUGCCAAAUGUGGUGGACAAUUACUGGUACCUUUGGCAGUAUUCUCCCGAUCGAUUGGAGCAAAUCGUACGCCAGGAAAAUGCACAUGUCGACGUUGAACCUCAACGAGGCGCCGGUUGCGUCACUGGAGAGACCUGAACUUGACGACCUGAGCAGCGAAGACGAGGCCGUUGCAACCGAUCUCGAUAUGCAUGCAUUGAUCCUGUCGAGUAGCACUGAUGCUGAGCACAGUCCUGAAGAGCCAAUGAAGACUGCCGAGGAGGUGUUGCGUGAAAUCGAUGAUAUCAUGCAGGAGGAGAGUCCUUCGGAGGGGAGAUCACCAGACACUGAUGGCUCUAUGCUGGACACAGAUGAGGCCCUCGAGCGCAGCCGAGAGGUCCUAGGGUCCCCUCUUUACGAAAAAAAGUUGAAACAAUUGUCGUCUAGUGAAUUAAUUGGUCUCCUCGGGGAGAUGGAGGCCCUCGUCUCAGCUCUGAGUGAAACACUAAUUGCGGAAUUGGCGUUGAGGGAUGAACUCGAGUUUGAGAAGGAACUGAAGAAUCAAUUUAUAUCGCUUUUACUGGCUGUUCAAAAUCGUCGGAGGCAGCACCACGUGACGAAGAAGAGGGGAAAUGGUACAAGUCCAUUACCGCAGCACAGAUCGAUGUCUGAAUCAAAGUACCUCACGACUGUUAUCCCUUAUCACACGGACAAUGGCCCCCCGAACAACCAGGCACUUCAGGUUCUCAUAAAAAUUCUGAAAGCAAUCAAUGAAGACAGCCCCACAGUUCCAACACUUUUAACCGACUACAUUCUCAAAGUUCUCUGUCCCACCUAGUAAAACUGCCACUCUCCGAACACCGUAACGACGAGUAACACAAUAAAACAGAGGAAUAAUUGAAGUGAAUUUAUCCUGUAAUUUCUUGCCCAAUGCGCUUUCAACCGUCGUUGUACCGCAUAUAUAAUGCCGAAUUAAGAUUUGCUUUUAUUGAGCUAGACUAUUAAUUAAAAUUAUUUUUAUCACUGAAUGGGCUCCACCCGAUAAAUCGUCGUGCAAUUGAUAAAUGAUAAAUCGUGUGGAUGACCUCUCAAAGCUCAAAUAUUAUUAUUUUAUCGUUUUUAUAAGUUGCCAGAUGCUCUCUGUCUAGUCUUUUUACUCUUUAUUGCCUCUUAUUGGAACUACUGUAUUGUAUAUUCCGUAAUAUCUAGAUUAUAAUUUUUAUAUUUGGAGAUGAUAAACAGGAACUAUCAAUACUCAUUUAAUCUAAUGCAAAUGAUACCACAACCAAUGGAUAAGAGAUAUAUUGAGAUGUUGUGUCGAGCUAAGGAACGAGUUGCAGAACUAUCCCAGUUCUCCAUUAUCGCAUUUAUCACGAAUCAUCUCGUUGCAUUGUUCCAAGUAUCCUGAUAUUUACUUUUGUAUAUAAUGAAUAUAAUACCGAGUGUUGUUAUCAUGUUUUUUUUUUGUUAUAAAAAAACAGUGUCUGAUGCUUCGUGAUACUUCAGUAAUUUCAGGAAAAGAUUUAUUGAUUUACUGGUGAUGAAGUUAAUAUCGUAAUGAGAUGUUCUAUCCCUUGCUGAUUGACAUUCAAUUGAUCAAUCAUUGGAAAUUUAUAGGUUUAGAAUUUGGUGUAUUCAGAAAAGAAAUUGUUAUAUCGCUAGUGUAAUCGACAUUUGUGUCCACACGCCAUGCCAUCAUUCGAAUAAAAUCAUCAAAAAUAUUGAAAAAUUAUAAA